This is a messenger RNA of Penaeus chinensis, 915 nucleotides long. Its product is annotated as protein ALP1-like. The record is from RefSeq and is a predicted model, not a curated record. Lineage: Eukaryota; Metazoa; Arthropoda; Malacostraca; Decapoda; Penaeidae. The transcript has a single exon. Bases 1 to 915 code for a protein of 304 amino acids.
AUGUACGUUAUUUGUUCUCUCCUCAGGUACCUUGCCAGUGGGAACACCUUAACUGAUUUGUACUACACCUACAGAAUUGGAGUUUCAACCUUAUCUGAUAUAAUCCAGAGUGUUUGCACGAGCAUUUGGACUGUCCUUAAGAAUGAAAGCAUUCCUCAACUAACGACGGAAAGACUGAUGGAGAUUGCUGAGAAGUUUGAAGAAAAUGCAAAUUUCCCUAACUGCUUCGGGAGUGUUGACGGGAAACAUAUUCGAGUGAUCAAGCCACAGCACAGUGGCUCAUUGUGCUUUAACUAUAAAGAUUACUUUUCUGUUGUUUUGAUGGCAGUAGCUGACAGUCAAUACAAGUUUGUCUAUGUUGAUAUUGGCUCUUAUGGCAAAGACAGUGACCCUACAGUGUUCUCUAAUACAACAUUUUGGAAGGCAAUCGUCAGUGGAGAACUGAAGCUCCCUGAAUCAAAACAUCUGCCAAAUGAUGGAGGAGUUACAGUGCCUUAUGUGCUCGUCGGUGACGAAGCCUUUGGGCUGCACCCUAACCUUAUGCGCCCUUUCGGAGGAAAAAUGCUAAGUGUCCAAAAACGUGUCUUCAACUACCGUUUAACCAGAGCAAGGAGGUUUGUGGAAUGCACUUUCGGUAUUCUUACCAACAAAUGGAGGAUUUUCCAUCGACCACUGAAUGUUUCUUUGGACUUUGCAACAAAAAUCAUUCAAGCAUGCUGUGUACUUCAUAAUUUUGUCAGAGACAGAGAUGGUUACGCAUUUGAAGACACUCUUUCUGUGGCAGGCUUUCAAGACUGUGAUGCAGAACGCCAGAAUCAACGAGGAGGCUUGCAGGCAACAAACAUCCGUCAGAAGUUUGCAGAGUACUUCAUGAGUGAACAGGGUUCAUUGCCAUGGCAAAUGAGCAAAAUAUAG